Phlebotomus argentipes is the source of this 6086-nucleotide messenger RNA. It is a transcript of the gene Ptp10D, whose product is annotated as tyrosine-protein phosphatase 10D. Bases 1125 to 5795 code for a protein of 1556 amino acids. Gene Ontology annotation, molecular function: protein binding; protein tyrosine phosphatase activity. NCBI's taxonomy places the organism in Eukaryota, Metazoa, Arthropoda, Insecta, Diptera, Psychodidae. The transcript has 12 exons. Gene Ontology annotation, biological process: protein dephosphorylation. The record is from RefSeq and is a predicted model, not a curated record.
GAUUGCCAGUGUGGUGGGUAAUCAGUGUCUUUCACUUGCGUAAACGUUGGUGGACAAAAAAGUGCUCAAAACCCUCGGGAGAUCCACAAUUUCCACCCCAAAACUCUGCACAGUGACACAUAGGCAAGCGACAGACUACUUUCACCAGGAAAAAUAGUGGAAAAGUGCGGAAAAAUAGGUGAAAACUGGUGAAUUUCAACUUCUUGCCUCUCUUGUAAAUCCCACCACACACACAACGGCACAAGAGCUCCCCAUUCAACAUUUUAUUUUUCUUCUUCUUCCAAAUGCAUCAAUACAGUGAAAAUAUUGUAAUAUCCGUGUUCUCUCCGCCGCAUACAUCAUAAACAAGGUGUGGAGUUUUUGAAAAGCGCCAAGAAAAAUACCAUUGCUCAAGUCGUGCUGUUUGGCCUGUGUUGGUGCGCAAAGUGAAAUCUAUCUUGACUUUUGUGCGAGAGCUCUCAAAAGAGUCUCUUUUACUCUUUUUCACCUUCCUUCCACUCUUUUAUAGUUUUUUUUCUCUUUUCGUGUAACAAUUUAUAUACACGUCGUGAUUUUUUACAACCCCUUCGCGCGCACAGUGGUGUCCUUUUUUGCCCACUGGAUUCUUCUCAUCGCGCCCAUCAAAGUUGUGUGCUGUUUUCUCAUCUUAAUUUGUGCGAUAAUUGUUGCGCCUUUUUUGCGCCCACAAAACGUGUGUGUUUUUUUUGCUGACAAAAGGUGGAAAAGUGUGUGAUGGAAAUUGAGGAGUAGCGCCGUCCUUCACGCGGACGCCAACCAGAGGAGAGUCUUGUGAGACGAGAAAUGGAAAUUGAGUCUCGCAGCAUCUCACCACGACGUCAUCUUCAGGUUCAGCUGGUUUUUAUCUAGUUUUUGGCCUCACACUGUCAUCGUGCGCGCCGUGUAUUCACCUCUCUCCUCGGAUAACGCCAAUAUCUUCCUUGCCACUCUUCCACACACUCUCUCUCCGACACCCUCCGCAACUUCCAAUCCCCUGAGACUGUGUUCGGGGUGUCUCACGGUGAUUUAGUGCUAAAGUGGAGGCGCUUUUUGUGCGGAAAGGAGCGCAAGGUCUUCGUCAGAGGAAGCACUUGAAGUAGCGCGCUUACCUGAGUGAACGUGUCAAAAUGCUAAGGAAAUUGCAGAUUUAUCUCUUCUACACAACAUUUCUCCUCCUCGGACCAAUUGUAAAGCAGUGCCAAUGUGCUGACUUGGUGAUUGAAAUCACCGGAAAUCUGGGCCAAGACGACUCAUACUACCGUCUAGACUACUACCCACCGUACGGCAAUCCAGCGCCAAACACGACAAUCGCCUCACGUGACAUCGGCGACAGGAUACAAUUCUCGCACACGCUGCCGGGCACGAGAUACAACUUCUGGCUGUACUACACGAACGCCACUCACCAUGACUGGCUCACGUGGACUGUCUCAAUCACGACAGCUCCUGAACCACCAUCGAAUCUCUCAGUCUCCGUGCGAAGCGGCAAAACCGUCCUCAUAUCAUGGAGUCCGCCCACACAAGGCAAUUUUACUAGUUUUAAGCUGCGGGUCGUCGGCUUAUCAGACGCCACAAAUCGCACAAUCCCCAUUGAGAACAACUCCCUGCAGUAUGCACUGAAGGAAUUGACUCCGGGUGCAACAUAUCAAGUGCAAGCGUACACGGUUUUCGACGGGAAGGAAUCUGUUGCAUACACGAGUCGCAAUUUUACCACAAAACCAAACACGCCGGGCAAAUUCAUUGUUUGGUUUCGCAAUGAGACAACGCUGCUGGUGCUGUGGCAGCCGCCCUAUCCCGCGGGCAUUUACACGCACUACAAGGUGUCAAUAGAGCCACCCGAUGCCCUCGAGAGCGUGCUGUACGUGGAGAAGGAGGGCGAGCCGCCGGGACCGGCGCAGGCAGCCUUCAAGGGUCUCGUGCCGGGCAGAGCCUACAACAUAUCAGUGCAGACGAUGUCUGAGGAUGAGAUUUCACUGCCCACAACAGCCCAGUAUCGCACAGUGCCGCUGCGGCCGAUGAACGUUAGCUUCGACUGGGCGUCAAUCACGUCCAACUCCUUCAAAGUGAUGUGGGAGGCGCCAAAGGGCAACAGUGAGUUCGACAAGUAUCAAGUGUCCGUGACGAACUCGCGACGCCAGCAAUUUGUCCCUCGAACCAGUGACAGUGUGGCAUGGCUGGAAUUCCGUGAGAAUCUCGAGCCUGGCAAGUCAUAUCAGGUUGUGGUGAAGACCGUGUCUGGCAAGGUGACUUCGUGGCCGGCAACAGGUGAUGUGACACUCAAACCACUGCCGGUUCUCGGCCUCAGAUCAUUCACCAACGAAAAGACCGGCCUCGUCACCAUCACAUGGGAUCCCGAUCCGAUCAGCACGCAGGAGGAGUACAAGAUAAGUUAUCACGAAGUGGAGAUCUACAACGGCGACUCCAGCACCAUGAAUACCGACAAGACAACAUAUCCCCUCGAGACUCUCCUGCCAGGCCGAAACUACUCCAUCACCGUCCAGGCAGUCUCCGCCAAGGUUGAGUCCAAUGAGUCCACCAUCAGUGUCGUCACACGACCAUCCUCACCAAUCAUCGAGGAUCUGAAAUCCAUCCGCGAAGGACUCAACAUCAGUUGGAAGAGUGACGUGAAUUCACGACAGGAGAAGUACGAAAUCAUGUAUUCACGCAACGACACAGGCGAAGUGAAGACAAUUCUCACCACCGAAUCCCGGCGGGUCAUCAAGAAUUUGCAUCCUGGCGCUGGAUAUGAGAUUAAAGUAUUUGCUCUGAGUCAUGGACUACGCAGUGAACCUCAUGCAUACUUCCAAGCUGUCUAUCCAAAUUCACCACGUAACAUGACAAUUGAAAAAGUGACAAGCAAUUCCGUUCUCGUGCGCUGGAUGCCGCCAAUUCAGAGUGAGUUCAGCGACUACUCAAUUCGCUACCGCACAGAGAGCGAACGCCAAUGGAUCCGCUUGCCAUCGGUGAAGUCAACAGAGGCUGAUGUCACUGACAUGACGCCGGGUGAGAAGUACACCAUCCAAGUGAACACCGUGAGCUAUGGCGUCGAGAGUCCCAAUCCGCAGCACGUGAAUCAAACUGUCCGGCCAAAUCCCGUGUCCAACAUCAUUCCUCUCGUCGAUUCCACAAACAUCACACUCGAGUGGCCACGACCAGAAGGACGCGUGGAGACGUACUUCGUGCAUUGGUGGCCUGUGGCCAAUCCCGAUCAGGUGCACACGAAGAAUGUCUCUGAAGUCUACGUGAUUCCCAUGAGUUGGGCAGGUGAAUCCGCAUCAGAAGUCAAAUUGAGCAUCGAUGAGACGCCAACAGUUCACGUCCUGAUUGGCGAUUUAAUGCCUGGCGUGCUGUACCAGUUCAAAAUUCACACCAUUUCCUACGGCCUGAUCAGUGAUAUCACACAAUUGACCACAAGAACCAAACCAUUGAUUCAAUCGGAAGUGUUUGUGGUGAACAACCUGCAAGAGCGCGAUAUGGUCACGCUGAGUUACACGCCAACGCCACAGACAUCUUCCAAAUUUGACCUCUAUCGCUUCUCUCUCGGCGACCCAGAUAUUCUCGAUAAGGAGAAAUUGGCCAACGACACAGAUCGCAAAGUCACAUUUACAGGACUUAUGCCGGGUCGUCUGUACAACAUCACCGUGUGGACUGUGAGCGGAGGUGUGGCGAGUCUUCCAAUUCAGCGACAGGAUCGCAUGUAUCCCGAGCCAAUCACCCAACUCAACGCCACUCGAGUGUCUGACACAGAAAUCACUCUCAAGUGGGACAUCCCAAAUGGCGAAUACAAUGCAUUUGAGGUGCAAUAUCUCACCAUUGACAAUAAUUAUGUACAAAAUCUCACUGUGCACGACAGUAUUACGAUAAAAGAUCUGAAACCCCAUCGCAAUUACACAUUCACGGUGGUUGUGCGCUCAGGCACAGAAUCCAGUGUAUUGCGCAACAGUCUUCCAGUGUCGGCCAGCUUCACCACCAAGGAAUCCGUACCCGGAAGAGUGGAUCGCUUUGAGCCGGUGGACAUUCAGCCGAGUGAAAUCACCUUUGAAUGGUCACUGCCGUCAAGUGAGCAGAAUGGCAUCAUUCGCCAAUUUUCCAUCACAUACGGCCUCGAGGGUUCACCGCACACUCAAGUGUUGGACUUCAAGCCGACAGAAUUCCACGGUGUACUGAAGAAUCUCCUCCCUGGCAAAUACUAUGUCUUCCGAAUACAAGCACAGACUGCAAUUGGAUACGGUCCAGAGACAAUUUGGAAGCAGAAAAUGCCCAUUUUGGCCCCACCUCAGCCAGCUAAUCAAGUGGUGCCAACUGAAGUGUACCGAAGCUCGUCGUCCAUUCAAAUACGCUUCCGCAAAAACUACUUCUCCGAUCAGAACGGCGCCGUCAUCAUGUACACCAUCAUUGUGGCUGAGGAUGACACAAAGAAUGCCUCCGGCUUGGAGAUGCCAUCAUGGCGUGAUGUGCAAUCGUACAGCAUUUGGCCACCUUAUCAAGUCAUCGAGCCAUAUUAUCCCUUCAAGAACAACUCCGUGGAGGACUUCACGAUUGGCGCUGAGAAUUGCGAUGUGAAACAGACGGGAUAUUGCAAUGGACAAUUGAAAUCGGGAAGAGUGUAUAGAGUCAAAGUGAGAGCAUUUACUGCACCAGAUAAAUUCACGGACACCGCCUACAGUUUUCCCAUUCAAACUGGCCUCUUGUCAGUGGAUCAAGAUAACACCUCAAUCAUAAUUGCCACUUCAGUGAGUCUGUGCUUAUUGAUCCUCAUCCUCGUGGCGGUGUUCUUCAUACGGAAACGAAGGAGCGGCACACGAAAGGCCACAAAAGAACCGCGCUCCAGUGACAAUAUGUCACUUCCGGACAGUGUCAUUGAAACCAAUCGCCCAAUUGAGAUAAAGAACUUCAUUGAGCACUAUCGCCGAAUGGCGGCAGAUUCAGAUUUUCGCUUCAGCGAGGAAUUUGAGGAGUUGAAGCACGUGGGACGCGAUCAACCAUGCACAUUUGCCGAUUUGCCAUGCAAUAGACCAAAGAAUCGCUUUACAAACAUUCUGCCAUACGACCACUCACGCUUCAAACUCCAGCCCGUGGACGACGAAGAGGGCUCAGACUACAUCAAUGCCAACUACGUGCCGGGUCACAACUCCCCGCGUGAGUUCAUCGUCACGCAAGGACCACUGCACAGCACGCGCGAUGACUUCUGGCGAAUGUGCUGGGAGAGCAAUUCACGCGCCAUCGUCAUGCUUACGCGAUGCAAUGAGAAAGGACGCGAGAAGUGCGACAGAUACUGGCCAAAUGACACCGUUCCCGUGUACUACGGCGACAUUCGGGUGCAGAUGAAGAAUGUCAGCAAUUAUCCCGAUUGGGUCAUCACGGAAUUCAACAUGAGUCGAGGCAAUCAAGAGCGAAGCAUUAUGCACUUCCACUUUACCACUUGGCCAGACUUUGGUGUGCCAAGUCUGCCUCAGACGCUGGCACGCUUCGUGAGAGCCUUCCGUGAAUACGUGGGACCCGAUCAGAAGCCCAUCGUCGUGCACUGCAGCGCUGGCGUUGGCCGUUCAGGCACCUUCAUCGCCCUCGAUCGCAUCCUUCAGCAGAUCGUCGUGUCCGAUUACGUGGACAUAUUUGGCAUUGUUUGGGCAAUGCGAAAAGAGAGAGUCUGGAUGGUGCAGACGGAGCAGCAGUACAUCUGCAUACAUCAGUGUUUGAAGGCUGUGCUGGAAGGGAAGGAGAAUGUCAUGUAUCCACCGCGUGAGAUGCACGACAAUCAGGGAUAUGAAGAUGACGAAGGAAUAGCAGAAUCAGGAAUGUAAUUCCUAGAAUUAUCAUCAAAAAUUACUUAAUUGAAUUCCGUGUCUACGUAAUUUCAAGUAAAAAAAAACAAGAAUCGCUUUGCAAAUCGUAUUUCGAAUGAUUUCCAACGUAAAAAAAGAAUUUUUUCUGAUAUUAUAAAGAAAAGUGACUAAUUGAGGAUUAUAUUGUGAAAGGAAGAAUAUUGUAAAUAUGUUUAGUGAAUAUUUUGAGAAAGAAAUAUUAUGUAAAUUAUGUACAUAAUUGAUAAGUAUUAUGCAGCUGAGAAUAAAGAAAAUGACCAAUCAUAUAUA